CUAAUCGAUGACUGUACCUACUUAAUCGUGGGAUUUUGUAUUUGCUUUAGUUACUGUAUCGCCCCAGAGCCAAAUCAAACCACGUAACUAUAAUUAAUUGCUGCCGUUCAGUCCGUUGUCUAGAGCUGGAUACGCGCGCAUGUGGCGAAGUGUGGCAACCUGAUAUGACAUAAUUCAUAACUACCACGCUUUUGUUGUGACUUCGAGUGUGCUUUAGUCGACUGUUUUUGUUUUUAUAUCCAGUCAAGUUUAAUCUUCAUCAUGCCUAAAGGGGGGAAAAAAGGUGGCCAUAAAGGUCGCAUGAGAACUUACACAAGUCCCGAUGAAAUAGAUGCUCAAAUGAAAGAAGAAAAAGAACGAAAAAAGAAGGAAGAAGAAGAAGGUGCAGCAGUAAACGACAAUCAGAGCGAGGACAAACUGACAGCGUCAGGUUCAGAGGACAGUGACGAUGAGGGGUCUGAGAAAAGAAAGGGAGUUGAGGGCUUGAUAGAGAUUGAAAAUCCCAAUCGAGUCGCCCAAAAAGCAAAGAAAGUCACAGACAUAGAACUUGAGGCUCCCAAACAGCUUUCCCGAAGAGAAAGAGAAGAGAUUGAAAAGCAAAAGGCCAAGGAGAGGUAUAUGAAAAUGCAUUUAGCAGGAAAGACAGAUCAAGCUAAAGCGGACCUCGCUCGACUCGCCAUUAUCAGAAAGCAACGUGAGGACGCUGCACGGAAAAAAGAGGAGGAAAGGAAAGCAAAAGAAGCAACGCAGGCAGCAGCAGCAGCGGCUAAAGGACUACAUACGUUGUCUCUCAAAUAAUCCAAAUAGUGGAUUCUUAGAGGUUUUGAUGCAUUUGUGGACAGUAUACGAUGAUAUUGACAAUGUUAUUUUUGAAGACGAAGCAAAAGAUAAUGUGGUAUGCUAUAACACAGCGUUCCAUUGAACAGGAAUAUAUCAGAGUAUAUUAACCCAGAAAGCAGCCUUUUAAUUGUCCAAAUAAAAUGCCUUUGUGAGAGCCCUGAUGCUGUCACUGAAGUGGCUAAAUCUUAAUGCUUGCUUUCACUCAGUGAUAUUAGAAAUACAGACAUAUUUAUUAAUAUAUUAACAUAUUGCCACAUGUAGCUGAGUCAGUUUUGCAGUCUCAUUUUAAAGGAUUAUUGUAAGGAUAAACACGUAAUAAUCUGUCCUCAGAUGUAAAGGACCUCGUGUAUUUAGAGUGAUGUUCUGAUGGUAUUCUCUUCUUCAAAUAAUGUAAAGAAUAACAUGCACCAAUAAAAUGUCAGAACGUUUUUUUUUGAAAAUGUA
Carassius carassius (crucian carp) is the source of this 1284-nucleotide messenger RNA. RefSeq names its product pdgfa associated protein 1b (gene pdap1b). The transcript has 6 exons. Bases 262 to 798 code for a protein of 178 amino acids. The record is from RefSeq and is a predicted model, not a curated record. Gene Ontology annotation, molecular function: RNA binding. Gene Ontology annotation, cellular component: cytosol. NCBI's taxonomy places the organism in Eukaryota, Metazoa, Chordata, Actinopteri, Cypriniformes, Cyprinidae.